This is a messenger RNA of Mytilus trossulus (common blue mussel), 1656 nucleotides long. Its product is annotated as GDNF-inducible zinc finger protein 1-like. The transcript has 2 exons. Gene Ontology annotation, cellular component: nucleus. Lineage: Eukaryota; Metazoa; Mollusca; Bivalvia; Mytilida; Mytilidae. The record is from RefSeq and is a predicted model, not a curated record. Gene Ontology annotation, biological process: regulation of transcription by RNA polymerase II. Gene Ontology annotation, molecular function: DNA-binding transcription factor activity, RNA polymerase II-specific. The coding region runs from base 1 to 1656 and encodes 551 amino acids.
AUGUGUUCAGUCUUUGGCCACACAGAAACUUUGCUUUUGACAAGUUUUUCUGCAGCAUUGAAACAUUUCCUAUGUAGCCCAGAAUGCGUAUUGUUCGAAAGGUUGAAAUGGGAAACAAGAGUAAGAAUUUCUCCGAAAAAUACAGACACUGGAGUUGAUUAUGUAUGUUCUGGUCAGUUUGAAGAUAUUAUUCGAGCAAACGAAAUUAUACACACUUUUGCCCAACAAUUUAAUAGUGGAAAUGUCAUUGAUUCUUUAAAUGCUUCAAAAUUGGUGUCAGAUUCAAACGAAAAACAAAAGUCAUUACUCGUUCAUGAUUGUGAAGAUGAUGAAAGUGAUAUUGGUAUUAAUUCAAAUUGCCAGCUUAAAAUAAACCCACAGAGUGGUACCAAUUCAAGUUUACAAGGACUUGAAAUCCCCAAGUGCUGUACAAGUAAGAGAGUUACAAAAGACAAAAUCAUAGAAAAAACUUGUAACAAAGACCACAUCAAUAUUGCAUUAAAAGAUGCUGAAUCAACUAUAGUUUCAGAUUUUGUUUCUUCCUCAGAAGAUGAAAGUAUCACAAACAAAGGAGCACAUGCUUCUACUUCAGUUUUAUCUAAACCUGAUAUACAGCAAAACCAUAUCACCUACAAUUUUAAAAAUGCUCAAGUCAAACAUGUCAAAGAUGACUUUGAACCCAUAGACAUGACCGAUGAAUUAGUGUUGAAUGAUUCAUCAGAUGAUGAUCACAAAAGUAAUGAAGAGAGCAGUGAGAAGGAAAUUAUAAUACAUGUAGGUCCUGAAAAAUACAAUCAGAAUGAAAACAACAACCCAUUUACCAUUACUGAAAACAUGGAAGAAGAGAAAGGUUUAUCACAGCCAGGCGAAAAUAAGAAAAGAAAAAGAAAGAAUCACAAAACAUGUAAAGUUAUUGAUGUUCACCAUCCUGAUGUGGAUCUCAAUGCCCUCCCAGGAGAAAGUAGUUUCAAGUACGAAGAAACAGUGUUUUCAUUGCAGAAAAAAGCUGGUAAACUUAUAAGGGAUAAAGAAAAUCCAAAAAUGGCCAAGUCUGAAUGUGGAAUUUGCUCUUAUGUGAAUUUUUUACCAUAUGCUCGUUCAAAAAGACAACUUAUGCAGCAUUUUGCAAGGAAUCAUGCUAAAACAGAUCCUAAACUGUCAUCCAAGCAUGCUUUGCAACAGCAUCUGAAAAGAGUUCACUUGUCUGUGGAAGAGAGAGAAUUAUUUACUUGUGAAACUUGUAAAAAGUCUUGGCUUGAAAAAAAGACACUUGAUAGGCACAUGAAAGUUAAACAUGGAAAGGGUGUUGUUAAAGAACAUUUAUGUGACAUUUGUGGUAAAGGUUUUGAAACUCCUUAUGAUGUCAAAAAGCAUAAACAAGUUCAUGAUAAAGUACCACAAUAUGUUUGUGACAUGUGUUCUAAAGCAUUCAAGUUUAGAACAGGGCUACUUAUUCAUAUGAAGACUCACACAGGUGAAAGAAAUUUUCUGUGUAAGGAUUGUGGGAAAGCAUUUCAACAGUUGGGUACCCUAAAACGACAUCAACGUACUCACACUGGUGAACGCCCAUUUGUAUGUAGUCUCUGUAAAGAUACAUUUAAUGAUAGUUCAAUACUUCGACGUCAUAUGAUUUUGAAACACAAGAAAGAAAAAUAA